CAAUAGUGCGGAGGAAAACGAAAGUUGAGCCGUUUUUCGAUAUAGUUAGUAAUGCAUAAACUGCGCGCUCUUUAGUAUCUGUUGCUGCUUGAAAAACGGCGCCGAACUCGUGAAAAUUCCAUCAGCGUUGGCGAGUCGCGUGGCGAGAAUUUGGCGUGAAUUUUUUCCUCAAAAAUAAUCAUCUUUUUUUUUGAUUUUUUGGUUCAUUUUUUUCGCGCCAUAUUUUCACAUCGUCAUCGUUCUCGGAGGUUUUUUUAUUUUCGCGAGCUUUUUCCGACACCCGGUUGUAGUGGUUGGUGCAUUUUUAAAUCUCGAACGUGCAUCGGUUGAGAAUUUUUCUCGGGUUUGAGUGUCGUAGUGAAUUUUUUUUCAUUUUACUGACGUGUUGUGUCGUUCUGGGAGCAGUUUACUGGAAUAUUUUGUGUUGAAUUAGGUUCAUACACGAUCGGAGGAUUCGACUAACUUCGCCGAAUACAACGAUGACGAUGAUGAAGAUGACGACGACAACGACCAUAACAACACAAUGACCCACAUUAACCUAUUUCACAACUCGAUAGGUUAUUCAACCCUCAAAAGGACUUAAUACACCCCUCAUCUUUCACCGGGCCACCUCAGUGACCAAGAAUUCGCCGAAAAAAAAGGCUGUGUCAAAACAUAUCGAUCCUCACGAAAUACAUACAAGAUCAUGUAAAAGACGACGAUAAAACCGAGGCGAAUAUGCUGCAAAAGCGGAUAAAUGGCCCGCCGCCAAUCAGAUGCUCGGGCUUCUUAUUAUGAAUCGUUCUGAAGAAAUCGAAUUAUAUAGGAAGUCUCGCGAAUUAACGGUUAUAAGCCCGAUCGCCGAACAUCCGAAACGAUUUAUUAAACGUAAUCGUUCGGAGGAUGACAUUGUCUUAAGCGUAUUAAAGACGCCGCUCCGAAAGAAUACCAUAUCACCUUUCAAGAGGAUAUUUUCCUCUGCCGAAGAACAUGUGGACCGCGAACCGGAAGAGGAACCUUUUAAUAAAAGGCCCGAUGAGAGACCGGCGCAAAGAUAUUCAAUAUGUACGAGUACUCGCCGAAUGCCGCGUUUCGGUGAAGCGCAUCAUCGACGAGUACCAACGCCUAUGAAGAGAAGAAGACCGAGUAAUACGAAUCAUCACUUCCAUCAUCAUCACCGACGUCUGAACGAUCCGCCGACACCGAGCAGCGAUGCAGAAGAAGAACCAGCUCCAAACGCCGCCCCUGUCGGCAUACCCGAUCCGUACUACCCUAUUUAUUUACCCAUCGAUCAAGAAUUCAAGGCUAAAUACGUUUUCCAUCAGAGAAGAGGCAAAACCUUUCAGGAAAGGGUUUACGUAUUCUUGGAGCAUCCGUGCGGUUGGCUGUGUUUUAUUUACCAUUUUACUGUGUUCUUAGUUGUACUAAUUUGCUUGAUCUUCAGUGUUUUAUCAACCAUCGAAACAUAUGCUAGUUCCGCCAAUGAAACGUUAUUUUGGAUGGAAAUUUGCCUGGUGAUAUUUUUCGGAGUGGAGUACACGGUCAGGCUGUGGUCAGCCGGAUGUCGGUCCAAGUAUAUGGGUGCCUUUGGUAGAUUUCGUUUCGCUAGGAAACCAAUAUGCAUUAUAGAUUUAAUAGUAGUUGUAGCAUCGGCGGUAGUGCUAUCGAUCGGAUCCAAUGGUCAGGUGUUUGCGACAUCGGCCAUACGAGGAGUACGAUUCCUGCAGAUAUUACGCAUGCUGCAUGUAGAUCGACAAGGAGGUACUUGGAGACUGUUGGGUUCGGUGGUUUUUAUACAUAGACAAGAGCUUAUCACUACUUUGUAUAUCGGAUUUUUGGGGUUAAUAUUCGCCAGCUACUUUGUAUAUUUAGCCGAAAAAGAAGCGCCUCCUGAUCCGAACAAUAAUCGUACCGGUGAUUUUAGCAGCUACGCUGAUGCAUUGUGGUGGGGAGUGAUUACGGUUACGACGAUCGGAUACGGCGAUAUUGUACCGCAAACUUGGAUGGGUAAAAUUGUGGCAUCGUGUUUUAGCGUUUUUGCUAUUUCGUUUUUCGCAUUACCUGCGGGCAUAUUAGGUUCGGGAUUUGCUCUGAAAGUACAGCAAAAACAAAGACAAAAACAUUUCAACCGACAGAUACCGGCCGCCGCGAUGCUGAUACAGUGUCUAUGGAGGUGUUACGCCGCCGAUAAAAGCUUCAAUAGCCAGGCCACCUGGGAUAUUUAUCUCAAAGAUACCAACCCGCCGAAGGAACCGCCUCCUGUCCAGAAUCGGGUAAAUUCGAUUAUGGGGCAAGUUGCAAAACGAGCGAGUGUUUUGAAAAGAAGAAAAUCAAAAAACAAAAUGGACGCUCCACCGCCAUCUACACCCGCGGAAUGCAAUAACACUGCCACUGGUGCCGCUUCUAGCGGCACAAGCGCCGCCACAGCCACUCGAAGAGGAAGCGAAGGGGAUGUGGUUUUCUACAUCGAAGAGCCAAAAGCUGCAGCGACACCGAACAGGAUACGUAAAGAUCCGCGUAUGUUGACCAGCCAGACUAGCUCGGUUACCGAAGUGGCCAGUGACGAGGUAGAUUUGGAUAUCGAGCCUGAAAGGGUUACUCAGCUCACCGAAGUGCAUAAGAAUGCAAUUCGUGCGAUUAGAAAAAUCAAGUAUUUCGUCGCUAGGAGGAAAUUUCAACAGGCUAGGAAACCGUACGAUGUUCGAGAUGUAAUCGAACAGUACAGUCAAGGACAUCUCAAUAUGAUGGUUCGAAUUAAAGAGCUGCAAAGAAGACUGGAUCAAACUUUGGGUAAACCAGGAAGUUACUUGGCCGGAUUUGAUCGAUCUGGUAAUGUUAAACCGAUGACUAUCGGAGCUCGAUUGUAUCGUUUAGAGCAACAGUUGGGGAUCAUGGAUCGUAAAUUGGACCAAUUGAUAUACCUGAUUAAUAUCCAAACAACACACAGAAGUCAACAUAUACCGGCUGUUGAAGAACCUGUCUAAUCGCAACCAGUGAUCGUGUACCUAAUUAUUGAAGAUUCCGAAAUCAUCGUCGGAUUCUUCUCAUCUCGUAUCGAGAAUCUAUAUCGAGAAUCGUUGCUCGAGAAACUAUCGCAUUAUUCGUCUUUCCUUGAGAGAAAGAGAUACGUGUAUCUGAGCGAAUCACACAUUAUGACGAGUCGGGUCAAAUUUUAUCAUUUUAUAACUACAGCUUCCGUAAUCUGCAUUUUUAUAAAAAAGCGCAUUACGUCUACGAAGAAGUAUAUUUUCCCUUAUUGAAAAUACGUUGUACAAGUGAUAACUACUAAUUUCACGUUACUGUACGUAUUUUCAGUACCCUCGAAUACCUAUAUAAUUUUCAUCUAGUCAAAACUUUUAUUAUCUAGUCUUUUACCAUGAACUUUUGCCUAAUUUGUAUAGCAUUUAGUUACCUUCGUAAAAAUUGAAGAAAAAAAAAUCAUAAGAUAUUUUUGUAAAUACCUACCUACGUUUAUUUUAAUAUUAUUCUCGUUUCUUGAAUAUUUUUAACCAGCGAAAUCUGCACUGCUGGGAUUCGAUUUCGUGUUAGUUUGAUCUGCAGAUGAUGAGGUAAAUUAGCUCAGACUGGAUUGCCUGAUUAUAGUGAUUGUUUGUGCUGUGUGAAUGUUGAAUUUUGCAGCUGUUCAAAAAAUUUUAAUAAAUGGAGGAAUAUGAGAUCGAUUGUUUUUCUUCAAAAUGUUCGCUCUUGUUUUCACAGUUCUGGUCCACUUCUCUCCUCCUCACAAUUAAAAAAAAAACAUGUCCGAAUUCGGAUUUGAAAAUAAUGAAUUCAACUUUUUGAAAAAUGAAAAUCGUUUAAACUUAUUUCUGAGUAAGAUGAUUUUUUAUAUAGCUCUUUGGUUCAUCGUAAUGAAUUAAUUGGCUUAUCCAUGCUCAUCUUAUUCUAUAAUAGGUAUGUAUAAAUUGGUCAAUUAAAUCAUGGCAUUUAUUUAUUCAUCGAACCAUAUCGCACUCGCACAAUUCUGUAAAACUCUAAGAAAAAUUAUAAUCCGGCGAUCCAGAUCUACUAAUCUCCAUCUCGCUAUAAUUUUGCUCGAAAAAGUAGAGAAUUUUCUUUCAGAAGAUUUCGAUUACUACAGUUUGGAGAAAAGACGCAGAAAAAUCUGGAAAAAAAAUGGGACGAAUGGGAAAUUAUAACUUAUAGUCAAUAUCUCGUUUUUUAUUACUUACCUAUCUCAAUACAAGGUUAUUAGGGAACAGAUUUUUAUUUCGUGUUAACGUGUUUUUAGAAAUAUACCUAUACCUGUGUAAUUUAAAUCUUUGAAAAACAUUUUUUUUUCUUUUUUAUUCUCUUAAAAACAUGGACUUUUUUAUCUUAAAUUUUUUUUAACUUGAAAGAAGCUUCUAAUCGCUAUCGUGGAUUAUUUUUUCGAUCCUAUGGAGCAAUAAAUUUAAAACUAUUUAUACAAUCAUUUACAAUUUAUUGAUCUUUUAUUAGUGAAACUAUUAUUUUUUACUAUUUUUUUUUUUUUUAAUUUUAAUUACUUAAUUAUACUGUAUUGUGUAUAAUUAACACGAAUAGAGAGCUUCGUUAAGUUAUUAUCUUUUUAUUUAUAAAUAAUUAUAUUGCUACGAUGUCAUUUUUUUCUCUUGUUUUGUUUUCUUUCUUUUAUUCUCUUUUCCUAUAUGUCGGUCUCUCUUGUUAUCGUUUACCCAUUAUCUAUGAUCUUAUAUAAGUAUUUUAGCGACGUUAUUUUCAAAUUUCAAAAGGUGUAGUGGAUUAGUUGUUGGAAAAAUUGUAUAUCUUAAUAUAAAAAAGAAUUAUACCUAAUUUGGUGCUGUUGUUAAAUACUUAUAAUUUGUUAUUAAAUCCGUUUUACCAAAAAGAUUUUGUGAUAAAAAAAAGCUUGAUCAUAAUAUAGGUAAAUGCCUAUACUACGUUUUAAAAAGUCUGAUGUGUACUAUUUUCCACUCAAAAGAAAAUAUUUUCUCGAAGGUUUCCAACCAUAUUGCUUCGAAGAACGAAAGAAAAUCACUUAAAAGUGUCCUUCAUCUUAAAUCGAAUGUUAUUAAAAUUAGUAUUUUAAAUCGAGUGUGUAAGUUAUAUAAGUAAGCGCGAAUUUACGAGAAAUUUUCUUCUCGAAUCUGUAUUUUGUAGAUGCUGUGUUACUACUUAUUGCAGUUCUCUCUUUUCAAUUGAUCUUUCGAUGAAAGAAUGAUGAUUUUUUUUUUAUUAAUAUUGCACUUGGUAUAACUUGAACUUUUCUCUCUUUUUUUAAUUAGCGUAAUUUAGCGUAAUAAUUUUAAUAGUAUGAAGAAAUCGUUAUUUUACAUCGAGUUUCGUCGCGUAAAAUUCCGCAGAAAAUUUUAUAAAAUUCAUAUUGUUUUACGCGUAAUAACGAAAUACCAUCAAUAUGUAUUCAUUUUCGUUAUGUAAUUCGAAAUGAUGUGGUAAAACAUGAUUCUUUGCAUGAUUAUGCGAUAAAAUUUUACUUAAUGGUACCUAUUUAGCUCGUCGUUAUUACCUAUAUUUUGUUUUUCUUUUUUUUUUUAAAUAUACUUUUUCUUCUUACA
Messenger RNA from Planococcus citri (citrus mealybug), 5513 nucleotides. RefSeq names its product KCNQ potassium channel (gene KCNQ). The transcript has 13 exons. Bases 756 to 2963 code for a protein of 735 amino acids. Gene Ontology annotation, biological process: potassium ion transmembrane transport. The record is from RefSeq and is a predicted model, not a curated record. NCBI's taxonomy places the organism in Eukaryota, Metazoa, Arthropoda, Insecta, Hemiptera, Pseudococcidae. Gene Ontology annotation, molecular function: voltage-gated potassium channel activity. Gene Ontology annotation, cellular component: voltage-gated potassium channel complex; membrane.